Molecule: messenger RNA, 1914 nt
Organism: Paraglomus brasilianum
Lineage: Eukaryota; Fungi; Glomeromycota; Glomeromycetes; Paraglomerales; Paraglomeraceae
Source: the annotation of a GenBank genome assembly
AUGACAAAGUUACAAACAGGCAUUGGCCUUGGUAUGAGCAUUUCUGAAGAAAAGUGGAGCGUACACCAACACCAACCUUCUACUCAACAUCCCCACUCUCAAAUGAACACUACAAUGUCCAACGAAAAUAACUUCAUGCCUACUUACCCGUACGAAACAACUUCACAACAACAGAUGCACCAACAACAAAUGCCUGUCCACGAAGGUAACCACAUGUACCUGCCUCCUAAACAAGAAAUGGAUGCAGCACCUCGUCAAUCGCAAUUCCAAGGCGGUUUCGUCUCUAUGUCAACUCCCAAUACCCCAAACGCUUCACGUCAAACGAACGGUUCUCCGAGUGCUCAGUCAACUCCUGGCGCUCCCUCUCAAGACCGUAAAGUAAUUGAUAACCGACCUGCCUUUACGUCUUUCCAUACCUCCUUCCAAGGUGGCGCGGUCAGAAAGAGAAGAGCCGACGUUCUCGGUUUCCCCGUUGAUGGAAGCCCCUUCUUUUCCCAAACAAAGCAACACAAUAAUGUUUACAGCAUGGACAGGACUACAAGUUACAAACUCACGAUCAAGUCAAAGGUCGACCGUGGAUUCUUCUUGGCCGAUAACGAUUGGACCUGCUAUCGAAGAAAUUAUUUCCAAAUAAGCAGUGCCUUUACCAUUACUACUUCGACCGGCCAUACAGUCAACGAGGCAGAGACGCCAUGUCUAGUAGAAGUCGACAACCAAUUCCAUACUUGCACCCAAUUCCUUCUUGGUAUCACAGCUCGCGUGUCCAACAGUGACAAGAAAAUCGAACUGGUCCAACACACUCCCAAGCGUGACAAGGGCCCCCAGAGCGUUCCCACUCCCAAACCAAUUCGUCCAGGCGGUAACCUCAGUCUCAGCUCCGUCGGUUCCAAUUCGAAUAUCGUCACUUUUGAGCGUAUUCAGUUCAAGACGGCUACCGCUAACAAUGGCAAGCGUCGUGCCGCACAGCAAUAUUACGUCGUUCUGGUCGACUUGUAUGCUCAACCCGAAAAUGGCGGCGAGCUCAUUAGAAUUGCCACGUCCACUUCAGCACCUCUGGUCGUUCGCGGUCGUAGUCCGGGACAUUAUGCCGACAACCACCACGAUCGAUACAAUCCAAUGGCCAUUAAUCCUGCCUUCUCGAACGAUCGUCAUCUUACGUUUCCCCAUCCUCAAGGACCCAAUGGAGCACCGGGUGUGAUGUCUGGUGACUUUGGUGGAGGUCCAUUCCCGCCGUACGGUCAGUAUCCGCCAUACAGUGGCUUUCCACCCGUAAAUCCUCCAAUGCGCAACGAUGCACUAUCUCUCAUAAUGACUACCAGCCCACAAAAUCCCCCAAAUCCUUCCUUCCACCCUCAACAUCCCCAUCAACCAUACAUGGUCCCGAGUAUCUCUGAAGUUUCUCAACCUGAAUCCAAUGCCCCUGACAUGUAUAACAACCCCAAUAUAGACCCGAAUUCGCUUGUGAACGGACACGACCAAAAGAUGCCGCCUCAUCACGGACAUCACUCUCAGCAAGUUGGACUCGAUAUGCAUAACAUCGAAGUCGCCGGAACCUCAUCUCCUCACUCGGCAUUCACGUCGUUUGAGUCACGUCAAGUGCAGACAACCGGCUAUCAUCAAAUGUACCACAACCAUCCUCCAAAUAACGCACCACCAGCACAUCACCCCGGAUACCAUCCCGAAAAUCAAAAUGGGUAUCAAGCAAACGGUCGGGUAUCGCCCUCCCAGCAAGCACGUAGAGACACAUCAACGUCGACGGGAAGCGAACAUGCAUCAACCAGUCCACACACAGAUUCAAAAUUGGUUACUAACGCUAAUAAUAACAACUCGUGCAGUUCACCUCAAUCAUCCAAUAGUUCUACAACAACACCAACUUCAGAAAUCGGAAAGGGCAUUGGUCAGAUGAGAACGUGA